Molecule: messenger RNA, 3229 nt
Organism: Pomacea canaliculata
Lineage: Eukaryota; Metazoa; Mollusca; Gastropoda; Architaenioglossa; Ampullariidae
Exons: 2
Coding region: 1055-1663 (202 amino acids)
Biological process (GO): regulation of chondrocyte development; actin filament bundle organization
Cellular component (GO): actin filament bundle
Molecular function (GO): filamin binding
Source: RefSeq, a predicted model, not a curated record
UUGUGUACAGUGGCACAGUUCCACUUAUUUUUGUCGAUGAUAUGUUUAUUUGCCGUUUAAUAAACAUCGUCACCUGGAGCGGGUGCAUUCUUGUCCUCGUUCCUGCUUGACAAGAGCUGUCGGCGGGUGGACCUCGCACUUCGCACCCGUCCUGCGUUCAAGAGGCAGGUGACCAUUGUGUGGAGGUCGAUAUAACACACGUGAGGACACGAGGACCGAACCAUGCACACUCGUGUCUGAACGCGCCCCACCCGCAGGCUAAAAAUAGCGGCACGUGACGGCGGUGGAGGCGCGGCAGACGACAUCAGACGGCGGUGUACUGCGGGCUGCCGCUGUUGCUGGCUUCAGGUCUGCCCCCCACACACACACCACCACCAACACACACACACCGCCAGCACAGGUCGCCCACCUCGCAGUCGAGUCUGGCAGGUGAGCCUGUGUCGUCACACCGCCUCCUGUCACGCUUGCCUGCGGUUCACAGCGACACCAAGCGUGCUGCAUGAAGUGUGACCCCCCGGUGGGAGGCUGACAUCGCUCGCACCUCCCGGCAGUUGCACUUCAAACCAGUCCGACUACCAGGGACGUCUCUACCCCUCUGUGACGGCCGCCACCCGGUGUCUGUGAGCCCUGCCUUAGCUCGGGUACGAGUGUCCGCGUGUGUGUGGGGAUCGAACUGUUUCCUGUAACGAGGACAACACGCGACGAUCUGUGCACACGUGACAUCACCUGCUGUGAUUUCAUUUCUGAGGAGGAGACUAAUUUCCGACAGAAAUCGCUGUGACAUGUUUGUUGUUCUGCGAGUGUGACACGCUGAGAAGUGGCGGCUGUCGGAUGGCCAUCACCUCCCGUCACACCUGUGACCCCGUGAAGGUAACGAUCCUCGCACCUACUGCCGCUGUGUGACAACAACAAGGGGCCGCCACAUCCCACAGGAGACAGUCUACCUGCCGCACGGAGCACCAAGGGUGAGGUGGGUGGGGACUGCUGCCGUCUACUCGUUCGUCUCCUCGCUGUGUUUGUUUGUGUGUUUGCGAGCUUGUCCACGUGCCAAAGCAUGAUCCCAGUGCACGUGACGGAGUCUGUGACUGUCGUCAAGGUGCCCUCCAUCGCCCAGCGGACAGUGGAGAGCUGCCUUCGCUUCUCCGACAUGCGGCGCCACAAGGAGAUGGUCCGGUUCGAACCCCGCCUGGCGGCCGUGCGUCAUGCCGACACACUCAUCGUGUACGGCCACAACAGCACGCGCAAGCGCUACGUCAGCCGCACCUUCUACGAGCCGCGCGUGCGCGCCAGUUCCUGGGCCGAGACCGACUUCGUGCGACCCAAAACCACGCAGAGGAGAUUCCAGUCCUUCCUCGACUACCACAUCGACGACUGCCGCAAGUGGUUCAAGACGUGCGUGGAGUUGAAGGCUCGGACCUUCUCCACCAUUUACGCUGGACAUGGCGACGCCACCAUUGCCGGAACCACCACAACCACCACAUCGACAAUGGCGCCGUCUGGCGGUUAUGGUGGGGUCCACGACGGGCCUGGAGCUUCGCAGGUCUACAUCCCAGUCCGGCCAGAGGGCAACGUCGGCUUUGAUGAAAGAGAGUUUGUGGUCAGCCUGACCGCCAAAGACAAGGUGGACAUCAACAUGAAUGAACCGUUACACAACGGCUUCUGACAGCCGCGUGCACACGUCAGCACCGCUAUCUGACUGUCAGCCCCACUCAUCCCUUUACGUCCACCCUCCACCCCUUCUCUUGUCGCCAUGAGGUGGACCGUGUGACCGCCGGGUGUGUCCUGGACAGGGUCAAGAAGGACAACCCUGGACCUGCCGUGUUUCAUUCGGUUACCUGCCCUUGACGCUUUGACCGUGAACACCAGGUGUGCAGCAACUGGGGCGUGGACUGGGGCACGGACACCAUGGACUGAGCCACGCACAUGAUGGACUGAGCCAUGAACUAUGACCGGCAGCCUUGGCCUUCCUGUCUAUAGAUUAUACUUACUGUCUAUGUCUAUAGAGUGUUUCAUGUCUAUAGAUUAUAGUGUCUAUAGAUAUUACUGUCUGUCAUGGCAGUGAUGCUAUUAACACCUGUACAACACUUGCUUGUCGUCUGUCCCUCCUACAUUUACUCGCCUUGUACAUGUCUACUCCUGUCACUCGCUACCCAGCGCAGUUUUACAUUGUUGUGUAGUUUAGCACUGAUAUAGCGAGCUGUGUAUGUCAAUAUAUCCUGUGUUGUGGUGUGUGCUGUGUAUAGACAAGGCCGUUGAUCCAUGGCAAAGAUUAGUGAAGGCUGUGCACGACUUGAGGGCUGAGGGCAGCAGUGUAAGGUGGCACAGGGCACACACCGUUAGGUCACGGGCACAGGUCGAGCAAUGUUGCCUUACAAGGCGAGACUCAUUACUUGCCCAACCGGCGUCUGAAGGCCCUUGAGUCAGCUACCUGACGACACCUGGCUUUGUGUGGCGAGCCGCCACUCGUUCCCACAGCAGUCAAGCCAGGCCUCAAGUACCCACCACCCCAGCCACCCAGUCACCCACCUGCCUGCACAAGUCAAGAUUUGAUUCAUACAGCCCUGUUUACACUCUGUCAGCUGUAAUGAGGAAGCUGAGACCCAAGGAGACUGAGGUGGUGGCGGCUGUAGUUAAAUGCCAGUUUUAUGAUAAGAUUGCUGUGCCCAGCCGUGUCACGCCGGUAUGCACUGUAUGCAGAGGACUUGGAGCAAACAUGGCAGUUUACCUGUGUUCUGUGCAGGUGUGUUCUUGCCGACUGAACCCUGGUGUACUCUAGCACCAGGCUACUAUUAACUUGCUUUUAUUGUUAGUGAGCUUGGCAAGGUGUCUCACUGUACACUCGAGCUUGAGCUUGCUGCACAUGUUUCUACAACUUACAACUGUUCUCAAGAAGCCAAUCUUGAAAUGUUUUUUAAAAGUUGUCCUGUGCUGUUUAGAUACGUCCCACCAUCGCAUACGAAAAGUGAUGCUGACAGCAACGAAAGUCUGGCUUAAACAGCUUAAUCAUAUUUACAAUAAUUUUAGUUCUAAAGUUUUCAAAUUGCUUUGUGCACUGCAUUUCUCUAAAAUGAUUAUCUAAACAAAUGUAAGGCCUACAAGUGUUUUCAAUGAGAAGUGUGUUGUGCAACUGUCCCCAGUACAUUAUUAAUUUUGCUGGGGAGUGCAUACUGGAAGUCCACCUAAUGUGGAGACAAACGCUAAUCGCUGUCAUAAAUAUGUGUUUUGAAGA